CAUGAGCUUAUGGCUCUCUGACACAUGCAUGUUACAAACAGUGUAUGAUGUCAUAGAGGGCUAACCGAUAGGUCACUAAGGCUCACCAUAGUCCGAACAGAAGUGCAGCAGAUUUUUUCCACAGCUCUCCAUGUUAUCUAACAGACAGGAGAAAGAAAGGUAGAAGGAGUUGCCUGGAUUCCACUUCAGAAACAUGGAUAAUAUUCAGAGUCAGGAGGUAAAGAUUUUGAGGGCUGAAAAUGCUUUUCUGCUCGCCCAGACUGCUGAACUGAAGAAGAUGGUCAGCUUGUUGCGGGAAAAUCUCAUGCGCUGUCUUCCGCCUCCAGGGACAGUAUGCCAAGACGUUCCAUAUAAGAGAGAGGAUGUUCAAGAAACCCCUUGCCGCGAUCCCACUUAUUUCCAACUCUGCAAACAUCUAACUGGCGAUAUAGCCUUCCAACUGGAGCGACGGAUUCUUGUAUGUGUCUUCAAGAAUCAUGGUCAUCUCUAUGGUUUCAGGGUGGCCAACAUAGAGGAGAAGAUUUUACAGUCCACUUAUUGUCCUGUGACCAACAAAGUAGACGAAAAAUUAAGGGCCGAGAUGAACCAACGCUACGCAGCAGUCAUGACGAAGCUCAAAAAACUGAAUUACAAUCCAAGUGUGCACCCAAACUUCUCGGAAUACCUGGUGAAUACAUACGGAAUACUAACAUCCCAUCCCGUCGGCAGCGAACGGGCCUCCUAUAAUGACCCAAAUAUAUUGCGCAAGAUGGUUGCCGACGCAGUAUCUAAUGAUGUAUUAGAAAAUGUAUAUAUCCUCCUCAAUUGCCUAAUUGCCUUGGCCAAGGAGGACGGUAAGCCGAUAUUGAGCUUGUAGAGGGAGGUUCUGUUGCUCCAUCUUACAAAAGUAUAUCCUCCUUCCAGAGAAUUCCAUCAAUUGGCCCACAGUGCACAAAUACGCUAAUUUACAGAAAUAAAAUAGGCAAUUCUAAAAACACAGUC
Messenger RNA from Pseudophryne corroboree (corroboree frog), 981 nucleotides. RefSeq names its product speriolin-like protein. The record is from RefSeq and is a predicted model, not a curated record. Bases 194 to 856 code for a protein of 220 amino acids. Gene Ontology annotation, cellular component: centrosome. The transcript has 4 exons. NCBI's taxonomy places the organism in Eukaryota, Metazoa, Chordata, Amphibia, Anura, Myobatrachidae.